AAGCACUGCCUGCCUGAAAUGUGCCCCCUUUCCACCUCCCACAGGCCGAGCACGUCCUCUCUCUCGGGGAUGGUUUGUGUCAGGGGAUGGAGAGGAGGGGAGAAGGGAAUAAGAGGGGUCCGACCUCCGGGAGCAUCUCUACAAAGAUCAGAUGAAAUGUUGGAUAAAUAGCAGUCGUCCCUCCCUCUUCUCUCACCUGGGGAUCACUCCUGUAGGCCAGGUUCUAUUUCUUGAGGAAAGUCUCUGGAGCAAAAGAACUUGGAAGGAGAGGAGAGUGACAGCGCGCAUUUAGCCAAGGUCUCAAGGAGUUAGAGACUAAAGGAAGUGUUGGAGGCAGCUAUGCCGGGGUCCUUCCUUGUAAUUCAGGACUGCACUCACGUGUGCUCUGGAGGAACACUCAAACUGACUACGGUGAAGUUAGUUACGUCCCGCAGCGGCUGAGCUGGAUUUUCUUUGAGAUUUGCUGCAGAGACCCUUUCUUCCCCCAGCCUGUCCACUCUACCCCGGACGAGUUAUGGCAGCAGACGAAGGUUUGCUUCUCAAUAUUUCAGAGGACUGGAAUUUGCCGGGUUUUCCUCACCCAGAGCACAAGAAGUUCCCCAGAUCUUUCAGAGUCAAGGAGAGAAGGGGAAUACCAAAAGAAGGAAAAAGUACAAAAAGAAAAUUCCAAGGGGCCAGUGAAGGGCCCCCACCAAAACGAAAGAAUGAAAUAUCUUUACUCCCUGGCAAGAAAACCAAUGUUAAAGAGGUCGAAAGGACUGGGAAGGGAAAGCCAGAAGGUCUGAUUUCUCCAAAGAAGCACUCAGCUGUCCAAACUAAUGAGAGACAAGCAGAAAGGCCGUUCAUUAAGACUUCAUCAUUAUUUAAAAACAACCCUGAAAUUCCAGAAAUCCACAGAGCUAUGGUGAAGCAGGUACAAGAAAAAGUAUUUACUUCAGAUUCUUUUCAUGAGUUGGGCCUCCAUCCACAUUUAAUUUCAACAAUAAACACUGUCCUGAAAAUGUCCAGUAUGACCAGUGUUCAGAAGCAAAGUAUUCCUUCAUUGCUAGAAGGCAGAGAUGCUCUUGUAAGAUCCCAGACAGGAUCAGGUAAAACACUUGCCUAUUGCAUCCCUGUGGUUCAGUCUCUUCAAGCAAUGAAGUUGAGAGUACAGCGCAGUGAUGGUCCCUAUGCUUUGGUAUUAGUGCCAACAAGAGAGCUGGCUUUACAAAGCUUUGAUACUGUCCAGAAACUGCUUAAGCCAUUUACUUGGAUUGUACCUGGAGUGUUAAUGGGGGGAGAGAAGAGAAAAUCAGAAAAGGCCAGGCUACGCAAAGGGAUAAACAUCCUAAUCUCUACUCCUGGACGUCUGGUAGAUCACAUUAAAUCCACCAAAAACAUUCACUUCAGUCGAAUACAGUGGUUGAUUAUUGAUGAGGCAGACAGGAUCCUGGAUCUGGGUUUUGAGAAGGACAUUACAGUGAUUCUUAAUGCCAUCAAUUCAGAGUGUGAAAAACGUCAGAAUGUUCUAUUAUCGGCCACUCUUACUGAAGGCGUAGCAAGGUUGGCAGAUAUCAGUUUGCACAAUCCAGUCAGUAUUUCUGUAUCAGAUGAAACCUGUGACCAACACAUCAAAGGUUGCAAAGCAGCUAGAGGAGAUGGUCACCUACAAACUAGUGCUGAGCCGGACAGCUUUGCUGUGCCCGAGAAACUCCAACAGCAUGUGACCCUGGUUCCCAGCAAAUUGAAGCUUGUCACACUAGCAGCCUUCAUUCUUGGAAAAUGUGAGUUUGAAACAAAUCAGAAGCUGAUUGUCUUUUUCUCGAGCUGUGAGCUGGUUGAGUUCUACUAUCACCUCUUCCUCCAGACCCUGCUGAGCAGCUCUGUGGCCCCAGCAUCAGGGCAGUCACCAUCUGCCUCCUCCCGAUUAAAAUUCCUGCGUCUGCAUGGCAACAUGGAACAGGAGGAAAGAACAGCAGUUUUUCAGGAAUUCUCACAAUCCAAAUCAGGCAUUUUGCUUUGUACGGACGUUGCAGCUCGGGGCUUAGAUCUCCCUCAGGUCACAUGGAUUGUUCAGUACAAUGCUCCAUCUUCACCUGCAGAAUACAUCCACCGGAUUGGGAGAACCGCCCGGAUUGGCUGCCAUGGGAGCAGCCUGCUCAUUUUGGCUCCUUCGGAGGCAGAAUAUGUCAACUCGUUGGCUUCUCACAAAAUCAAUGUAUCCGAGAUAAAGAUGGAGGAUAUUUUAUCUAUUUUGGCAAUGGAUGAUCGUUUUAAGGGAAGACGAUGGGGAAACAAGAAAUCCCGCAGUGUUGGCCCCCAGGAAAUCCGCGAGCGAGCCACUGUCUUGCAGACAGCAUUUGAAGAUUACGUGCAUGCCAGUGCGGAGAAGGUCUCCUGGGCAAAGAAAGCUUUGCAAUCUUUCAUUCGUGCCUAUGCAACCUACCCCAAGGAUCUGAAGCACAUUUUUCAUGUCCGGUCCCUCCAUCUUGGUCAUGUGGCCAAAAGCUUUGGACUGAGAGAUGCUCCCCAGAAUCUGAGUGCCUCUUUAGGAAGCAAAAAGAAAUCAAAACUGAAAAGGCCUAACCCUCAUAAGAAGACCCAGAGUAAACACUGUCUUGCUGAAAUCUUGCGUUCAGAAUACUCAAGUGGAAUGGAAGCUGUCGACGCCAAGGUCAAAAAGCAAAACAAACAUCGAAAACCCAGAAACCACACACUGCAGAACUGAAUUGGAGCUCCCAACCUUUGCGGUGUGGGGAAGGAAAAGAAAAUCUCUCUCCAUGAAACAUUAGAAAAGCCCACAAAGAUGUUCUGUAGGGCAGUGAGACUUAAUUAAGAUUUCUUAAAAACUGCCUCUGUACACAGCACUGAGCCUCAAAGUGGAUCCUGGAAGUUCUGAAUUAGUAGAUGUCUUAUUUUUGUCAGAGGAACCUUACUGAAAAUAAGCAUAUUUCUAUUUUCCUGCAUACUAAAUUUCAAAACAUUACAAUUGAACCCACAGCUAUCCUUCUUUGUGAGUGGAGCAAAAAUAGAAACCAAGAGGAGUAAAAUCACAGAAACAAUGAGCUAAUUAGCCAGUAUCUAUAUUCAUUCCAUUGACUCUGGAAACUGAUCAAUUUUUUAAGUGAGCAAUAGUUAAAAAAAAAAAAAAAAAAGACAAAAAAACUCCAUCCUAAGUCAUUGAACAACCCUGUUGUCAUUUCCAGCAUUUUAACAGUUCCACUGUUUUGUUUUUGUGCUAUUUGGUACCUUUGGUAUUAUUUGUAAAGUGCAAUUUGUGACUUGAUGAGGCGCUAUUGGACAGAUCCCCAUCCAUAAAGUGAGGGGGCAAGACUUGUUGAUUUCUAAGGUCUCUUCCAAUUCUCAAAGCAUGAGUCUGUGAAAUGGGUAUGUUUAAGAGAGAAAUUUUAUUUCUCAAAAUUCCCUUUCCCAAUGCAUGCAUGAAAUGUCCGUGAGAAGGACCAAGAAUCAUUUUGUAGAAGUGAUCAGGAAUACCAGUGUUGUGGCAUACUCCCCAGCCUCCUUAUUUUCUCCAAAAAUGUUGCUGUAAAUAAAUAUGAUGUCACUUUUCUAUUAUUUCUUGCAUUGUUCCCUUUUCAGUGUUCCACAGAAAAGAUAUUUUUCAGGGCUAAUUGAUUUGCUGUUGUAAUUUUAUUAUUUGCCUUUGAAGUCAAAAGGCACCAAAACUCCUGUGUUUUUCUUCCUGAUGAAACCCAACAGGGUUCCACUAGAGGCCUGGACUUCUUUGUGUUGUGAGCCAGAGCAUAGAUCCUCCAUUGGGUCUGACUACAAGACUAGAGAGAGCCCCUUUCCCCCCUUGAGAAGUAUCAAUUUCCCAAUAAAUGUAAUAUUUACAUAAAGGAAAUGCUAGAGAGGCCACAAGAAAAAGGACUAAAAAUCUCAGCGGUUUCCUUCAUGUUGAAGAGCCCUUUGCAACAGCUUCAUUUAGGCAUUUUGUGGCCAUCUUCCUUUGUGGUUAUUAAGUGACUGUGUCUAGAUGUUCUGUGACAAAGUUCUGAGAUAUUCCCAAGGAAAUACCAGAUUGGAAUUAGCCAAUUGACCAGUAAAAUAAUAUAAGCUUUGGGAAGACUCACAUUUACCAAGUGAUAAAAGGGGCCAAUGUCAAGUCUUCCUUUUUUGAUAACAGGCAAUCAGAUUCAAACCAAAUGUCAUCUAGAACACUACAAUAGAAGUGACUCAGAGUGUGUGAGGUAGACUGUGAGCCUAGUAAAAAGUGAUCUGCAUGAGAAAUAUGACCUUCUCAAGAGUCAACUGUCAUAUGUGAAUUAAUAGGAACCGUUGGUGAAAUUUAUAACAAUAAUAAUAAUAAAAAAAACUGCAGUACAUGUCAAAAAUGACUGAGCAAAUCUGUCAUACACUCUUAUUUUGAUGCAUAAUAAUUCAAAUGAUUUGGAUGAGAAAAGACGGGAUCAAACUUUUUAUAGGCAAAACCCAAUAGUUUGACAAAUAGGAUUAAAGCAAGCAAUUGGGGGGGGUGGGGAUCAAAGGCAAAAACCUACAUAUUUUUUCAAAUAUUCAUUCUAUUAAAAGGAUGAAUAAUCGUAAAGUUAUUUCACAUUCCUGAAGUAAAAAAUGCUAUAACUAUGCAAAAGAUAUAUGUGUAUAUCAUUGUGUAUGUGUGUGUAUCUGCAAGCUACGAACCCCAACUUACUUUGCUAAUAAUGACCUAAACAUUUCAUCACACAUUAAGAUGAUGCCUGGAUAUAUUUCUAAGCAGAAUCAAUAUCUCCUUUCCCUCCUUCCCCCCCCCCCCCCCCCCAGUUAAUAAAGAAACAAGGAUUUAGCAGAUUUAAGGUUAAUAUUAUCUGAGUUGGAAUAACCUUAAAAAUAAAUCUUUCUCUUAUUAUAGCUCAUGAAAGAUUAUACAUUUCAGGCAUCAAUUAGGUAAAGCCUUUGCCUAAUUCCACUGUACAUAUACUAAUUUUGUGUGCAUUUUUAAUCAUCUAUUUUCUCAUUUCCCAAACUUGUCUCUCAUUUUCUACUGUGCUCCUGUUUUUCAUGUUUAAAGACUCACAGAAGUUGAGCAUUUAAGGAACUGUUACAACCUACAGUUCUUUUCCCUAGUGGAUUGUAUAGAAUUCCUUUUCUGGUUCCCAAACAUCUUAGUAUUUGCAACCCCUAAUGGUUGCAAAUCUUCAGAAGGGACCCUCAUUUCUCAUGCAGUGAAGGGCAAAGAACCUUUGGCAAAAUGGGUGCCUGUGUGUGAUCUAAUUAAGUCAGUGUUGAUGUAAUGCAAACAGCGACUUCCAUUCCUAUAGAACUAAGUUCAGAUUAAACCUCAGCAAAAGAAAAAUUUCUACAAAGCCCAGUGGGUUCUUUUGAAUUUUUAAAAAAACUAAUGGAAUGGUGGAGAGCCAUUUAGUCAGGUAAUUGGAAAAUGACAAUUGUUCCAGAUUUCUGGAUUUUAGUUUCUUUAUUAGUCAAUAAAAAUCACUUAAGUCCCAGUGUUUGUUUCUCAAAGAUAGAAAAAUGAGUUUCUCUCUCCCUCUACUAAAAUGAUUAUUUGUUUUCCAAUUGUUCUGGAAUUAUUACAUCAUAUUCUUUCUUGGAAAGGAGCUUUACUGUAUUUAAUAAAAGUUCCUCUUAAGAGCCUUGCACCUUUUCUACUAUUGCUGUUGAAUUGUACGGAAGAAUUUAGGGAAAGGCCAUUUAAAGUCAAUUUGCCUGGUGACAGUUUGGAGUAACUUUAAAGUUCAUUUAACUUUCUCCAAAAUGUCCACAGGAGCUUUUCUAUCGUAGACCUUAUAACAGAGGAUUCAAACUUACUUUAAAUUUCACAUCUUCCAUGUAAGGGACCACAAGGCACCUGUCUCUGGGAGUGUCUGUGUUGUAAGGAAGGAACUGAAGAAAAGGUGGAGCUAUGCUUUUUCAGGAGCCCUUCCAGAGGCCUCUUCAGCCUCCUCCCUCUGAAAUCACCCAGCAUAGAAACCAAGGUGAGCUUUUUUUUUUUUUAAUAGAUGAAAGUUAAAAAUA
Molecule: messenger RNA, 5973 nt
Organism: Sarcophilus harrisii (Tasmanian devil)
Lineage: Eukaryota; Metazoa; Chordata; Mammalia; Dasyuromorphia; Dasyuridae
Gene: DDX31
Product: DEAD-box helicase 31
Exons: 21
Coding region: 515-2707 (730 amino acids)
Biological process (GO): ribosome biogenesis
Cellular component (GO): nucleus
Molecular function (GO): RNA helicase activity; ATP binding; nucleic acid binding
Source: RefSeq, a predicted model, not a curated record